Molecule: messenger RNA, 375 nt
Organism: Pseudozyma flocculosa PF-1
Lineage: Eukaryota; Fungi; Basidiomycota; Ustilaginomycetes; Ustilaginales; Ustilaginaceae
Exons: 1
Coding region: 1-375 (124 amino acids)
Source: RefSeq, a predicted model, not a curated record
AUGGACAAGCCAUUAAGCGCAACGGCAACGGCAACGUCGCCGAACUUUCUCGGCUACCGACAGCAGGCGAGUGCCUUGCCUUGCCUUGCCUUGGCUUGCUGGCUAUACGCAUGCUCAAGUAGGUGUUGGGUCGAGGUUGAGAUACGGUUGGAGACGUUGCGAGGGUCGCCGGUCACCCUGUCCUAUUUCCUUGGCGUUCGUCGUCCAUGGUACUGCACUGUAUGUGAACUCCCUCGGUCCGCUGCGAUGCGGUACGGUACGAUCGAGACUGACGCUGCUGGCGCGCUGACGGUGGUGUUGUGCUGGUAUCCCCGUCGCGUCGCGAGGUGGGACCGGCGACGUCGUAGUCCAGCAAAGUCUGCGAGCGGACCGUGA